AUGACCGAUGUGGUAGCCUCGACGGAGGCUUACACCAAAGCCCUCCUACACUGCUAUAAAUACCCUUCUCAGGCGGUCCUGGGCUUUCUGGUAGGGAAGCACACGGGGGCUGGGAAUGCGCAGCGCUACGUCAGCGACGUCUACCCGCUUUUUCACUCGAUUCCAAUGGGGUCGCCGCACCCGAUGCUCGAGGUGGCCUACGCGCACUGCGAGUCCUCCGCGAAGACCCAUGGCCUUUCCCUCCUCGGCGUCUACCUCGCGAACGAGCGGCGGACCGAUCGCGUGCUCUCCCCCCUUCAAACGCAGCCGCUUCUUCGGUAUUUUUCCUCUCGCUUGGACAGCGCGGUGUUGGUGUGGUUUAUUGACAACGACAGCCUGACGGGGCCCCCGACGGGGCGCUCGAUCACGGCGUUUGAGUACUCGGCCGGGGGCGGGGCGUCGGUCGGGUCGCCGGUGCCGCGGCCGAGCGAAAUGCCCCCCGCGGCGUGGCUGUCUUUUGGGGAGUGGAACUCCGAUACGCUGUCGGCGGAUAAGCCCGUCAGCGAGGAGGCCGCGCUGGAGUCCGUCAACAACGCGCUCGAGGCUUUUGCCCAGUUCAAGCUGGCGGACUUCGAGGACCACCUGGAGGAUCCGCGGCUGGAUUAUAUCGGCCAGCCCUUGUCUUCUCUGAUGAAUCGUAAGUAA
Messenger RNA from Phytomonas sp. Hart1, 684 nucleotides. The record is from the annotation of a GenBank genome assembly. NCBI's taxonomy places the organism in Eukaryota, Euglenozoa, Kinetoplastea, Trypanosomatida, Trypanosomatidae.